Messenger RNA from Etheostoma cragini (Arkansas darter), 1493 nucleotides. RefSeq names its product NAD(P) dependent steroid dehydrogenase-like (gene nsdhl). NCBI's taxonomy places the organism in Eukaryota, Metazoa, Chordata, Actinopteri, Perciformes, Percidae. The record is from RefSeq and is a predicted model, not a curated record. The coding region runs from base 60 to 1097 and encodes 345 amino acids. Gene Ontology annotation, molecular function: 3-beta-hydroxy-Delta5-steroid dehydrogenase (NAD+) activity. Gene Ontology annotation, biological process: steroid biosynthetic process. The transcript is spliced from 8 exons.
CACGCGCUGACUGCAGUGCCUGGUAUUCUCGCUUAUUUGUUGGUCACUGUUUACUCAUAAUGGCCACGCGCCUUCGACCGAGUAAUAAACGGUGUGCAGUCAUCGGGGGGUCUGGGUUUCUGGGCAGACACUUGGUGGAGAAGCUGUUGGAUCGAGGCUACUCCGUUUCUGUGUUUGACAUCCGUCAGAGCUACGAGAUGUCCGGUGUCACCUUCCACCAGGGAGACCUCUGUGACAAACAGGCUCUGCUGCCAGCUAUGAAGGAUGUGUCCCUGGUCUUCCACUGCGCCUCCCCAGCCCCUGCCUGCGAUGACCGCGGGCUGUUUGAGAGGGUCAACAUCCAGGGCACACGCACCGUCAUUCAGGCAUGCAUCGAGGCUGGUGUACAGAAACUGGUCCUGACAAGCAGUGCCAGUGUGGUGUUUGAAGGGACAGACAUUAAGAAUGGGAGAGAGGAUCUACCAUACGCCAAGAAACCCAUCGACUAUUACACAGAGACCAAGAUUGAGCAAGAAAAGCUGGUCCUCGAGGCCUGUGACAAGGAGAAGGGUUUCCUCACAGUUGCCAUCCGGCCUCAUGGCAUCUUUGGGCCUCGGGACCCACAGCUGGUUCCUAUCCUAGUAGACAUGGCUCGCAGGGGCAAGACGAAGUUUAUCAUUGGUGAUGGGACCAAUCUGGUGGAUUUCACCUUUGUGGAGAAUGUAGUUUAUGGCCACAUCCUGGCUGCUGAACGCCUGAGGCCGGACUCCCCCAUAUGUGGAAAACCGUACCAUAUCACCAAUGAUGAGCCAAUUAGGUUCUGGGACUUCAUGUCUGAGGUGCUGGUGGGUCUGGGAUAUGCUGCUCCCCGCUACCACCUGCCCUACACUCUUGUGUACCUACUGGCCCUGCUCCUCUGGCUGCUGGCCCUGAUCCUGCGCCCACUAGUGUCCUUUAAACCCACCUUUACACCAAUGAGAGUGGCUCUGGCUGGAACCCACCACUACUACAGCUGUGACCGCGCCAAGCAGGACAUGGGCUACAAACCCGUAGUCAGUCUGAAGGAUGGGAUAGCACGCACAGUGCAGAGCUACCCUCACCUCAGACAAGGGGCUUGAUGAUAGAAUGGAGGUAAAGGCCGCUGAGAGAAACUCACUGAGAAUAACGUGAUUAGAUCACCCUGAAUGGAAAAUUCAAAAUGAGGGAACAGACUUUAUCUUUAUUCAAACGUCGCAAUGUGUACCUUUGUGUGCCUUUUCAACUGUUAUGUACCAUUUUUACCAGCAGAUGGUAGCAAACGAUUCUGGUUUUGGUCAACACACUUUCCAAAGUUUUAAAGCACUUCGUAAACAGUAAACCACCGCUUAUGGCAACAUAAAUAUACCGAUUUUACACUGUGAAAACUGCAAACCCUUACAAAUAUUCUUGUUCCAUGUUCACCUGUGUGCUGUACAACUGUUGAGAUGCUGCUGUUAAAUCCCUUAAUGUAUGCCACUAAACCAUGAUUCUUCUGA